AUGGCCACCCCCUCGACCGACGAGGUCAUGCCCUCGCCUGAAAUCACACCUGUGAGCCCGACAUCCUCCACCGGUCAAAUCCCACUCGAACAACCCAAGCUGAAGGGUCGCCAGAAAUUAUUGCAGAGCCUCCAGCGGAUGUCGUCUAGCCCGACUUUGCCCCGCCGCGGGCGAUCGGCAUCAACCGGUUAUCGGCGGGACCAUGGGGCCUCCUUAUCAUGUGUCUCGUUAUCGUCCGCAUACUCGCCCUGUCUGGGGAAUGGGAGCUCCUCGCAGCUUUAUGGAGGCUUGAAUCCGCGACCGGCGACCCCCGGCUGCUCUGGGUCGCCGACUGAGUAUGCGGAUGCGGACAACGCUCGCAUUCGAGUGGUGGGUACCGAGUCACCCAACGGCCAGCCGCGUACCGUGCCCCUGCCGUUCGAUGUACGACCGACCUCAGGUGGGUCGCCUCGUCGCAGUGUGAUCUUGGAGGCACCCGUGGUGGAUGAUAUGCCUGAGCCGGUGCGCACGCUGGAUUUCUGGGGCGACAUGCCUCAGGAAAUAAAGAUCGAGAUUUUCCGAUAUUUGACACCACGGGAGAUCGUACGCAGCUCGUCGGUCUCUCAGAUGUGGUAUGGAAUGUGUUAUGAUGGACAGUUGUGGUCCAAGGUCGACACGACUGAUUAUUAUCAGAAGAUCCCAAGUGAUGUUCUGGUAAAACUCAUGACCUGUGGUGGGCCCUUCGUACGCGACCUGAACCUGAGGGGUUGCGUGCAGCUGCGUGAGAAAUGGCCGUCGGAUGGUGAGCGCAUCUCAGACUUGUGUCGGAACGUUGUCACAUUCUCCCUGGAAGGAAGCAGGAUCGACAAGACGUCCAUGCACUACUUUCUGCUACGGAACGGUCGCCUGGAAUAUAUAAAUCUUUCAGGUCUCAAGAGUGUGACGAAUUCGACAAUGAAGAUCAUCGCCCAGUACUGUCCCAUGCUUGAAGUUCUGAAUGUUUCAUGGUGUCAGCAGGUCGACUCCAAGGGCCUACGGAAGGUGGUACAGGCUUGUGGUCGCUUGACGGAUCUUCGCGCCAGUGAAAUACAGGCAUUUGAUAAUAAAGACUUGGUCAAGGAAUUGUUCCAACGUAACACUUUGGUACGACUGGCCAUAAGCCGCACUAACCUGUCCGAUGAAGCUCUCCAAACCUUGAUGCAUGGCGUGGACCCCGAAAUAGAUGUGUUGACGGACCGUCCUAUUGUGCCGGCUCGACGAUUUCGGCACCUUGAUUUGCAUCAUUGCACGGCAUUGACGGAUGGAGGCUUAAAGAGCCUUGCAUACAAUGUGCCGGACUUGGAAGGCCUACAGGUCUCACAAUGCCCAGAACUGACCGAUGCAUCAAUUGUCGCUGUUAUCCGGACUACGCCGCGACUCUCGCAUCUGGAACUGGAAGAUCUGGACAAACUGACCAACGAGACUCUUGUCGAACUCGCCAGGUCACCAUGCGCCCAAAACCUCGAGCAUUUGAAUAUCAGCUACUGCGAGAGCCUUGGCGACACCGGAAUGCUCCAGGUGAUGAAGAACUGCCCGAAGCUGCGCUCUGUCGAGAUGGAUAACACUCGCAUCUCUGAUCUCACGUUGAUGGAAGCAAGCUUCCGUGUUCGCCGACGAGGCUACAGUGAAGACGUUCCUAAAGUCGGGCUCCGUCUGGUUGUUUUCGACUGUGCCAAUGUGACUUGGGCAGGCGUUAAGGAGGUCCUGUCAAGUAACGCAUACAUUCCUCGCACUCGCAAAUCCGCCUCGGCGGUUGUGACGGUGACUCAGAAGUCAGACUCAGGUUCGUCCCCGAUCACCACAACUUAUGUCACACCGACUUCGACGCCAUCCCCAUCACCCACACCCACCUACCCCAGUGAGAUCAUCCAGCUCAAGUGCUUCUAUGUUUGGCAGAUGACUGUUGAUGAGCACACCAAACGAGUGCUUCGCGGUGAUCUCGCUGCUGCGAGUCGACUAGAUCGCAAAUGGGCAGAUUAUAUGAUGGCCACAGAAGAAGCCGGCGCUACUGGUGCUGGAGCCCGGCGUAGAAGACGUCGAGCCCGUGAAGCGGAACGACUUUACAAUGCAGAUGAAGAUGAAGAAGAUAGUCUCGAUGUUGGAGGCGUCAGUGCUCCAGGUCGACGACGACGCGCCCAGAGCGGUGGUGGCUGCACAUUGAUGUGA
This is a messenger RNA of Penicillium verhagenii, 2184 nucleotides long. Its product is annotated as F-box domain protein. The transcript has a single exon. NCBI's taxonomy places the organism in Eukaryota, Fungi, Ascomycota, Eurotiomycetes, Eurotiales, Aspergillaceae. The record is from RefSeq and is a predicted model, not a curated record. Gene Ontology annotation, cellular component: SCF ubiquitin ligase complex. Bases 1 to 2184 code for a protein of 727 amino acids. Gene Ontology annotation, biological process: SCF-dependent proteasomal ubiquitin-dependent protein catabolic process. Gene Ontology annotation, molecular function: protein binding.